AUGACGAGCGUACUGAGCGAGCGGCAGAAGGACGAGCUCCACAAGUCCAUCCUCGACUACCUGCACACGAACGGCUUCACCGAGACCCUGAACGCUUUCAAGGCAGAGGCGAAGCAGGAGGACUUUCAACCAGACGGAAAGGCGAAAUGGAGCGGUUUGCUGGAAAAGAAGUGGACGAGCGUGAUCCGGUUGCAGAAGAAGAUCAUGGACCUCGAGACGCGGAACUCGCAGCUGCAGGAUGAGCUGUCCACCGCACCCUCAAAACGACCUUCCGCCUCCUCAUCCGACUGGACUCCUCGAACACCCGCACGACACACGCUCUCCGGCCACCGUUCGCCCAUCACACGAGUGACCUUCCACCCUCUCUUCAGCGCCGUCGUCAGCGCAAGCGAGGACUCGACGCUGAAGGUAUGGGACUGGGAGUCGGGAGAUUUCGAGCGGACGGUCAAGGGGCACACGAAGGCGGUACAGGACGUCGACUUUGACUCGAAGGGCAACUUGCUGGUCUCCUGCUCCUCCGAUCUGACGAUCAAGCUGUGGGACACGAACAACGACUGGAAGAACAUCCGAACACUACACGGUCACGAUCACUCGAUCUCGACUGCACGAUUCCUGCCGAACGACGACUUUAUCGUCAGCGCAAGUCGGGACCGGACGAUUCGGAUAUGGGAGGUCGCGAGCGGCUUCUGCACACGGACGAUUUCGGGGCACAACGACUGGGUGCGGAGCGUUUUGCCGAGUUCGGACGGCCAGCAGCUCAUCAGCUGUUCAGUCGAUCAGACCGCGCGGAUAUGGGACCUUGGCAAGGGCGAUACGAAGACUGAGCUGCGGGGGCACGAGCAUGUCAUUGAGGCGGCUGUCUUUGCGCCCGUCGCGGCGUACCCAGCGAUUCGAGAACUGGCAGGGAUGACUGUCCCGAGUGGACGGUCUGCGGAAGCCAAGGCGGUCGGCUUGUUCGCGGCGACAGGCUCGCGCGACAAAACAAUCAAGAUCUGGGACGCCGUCAGCGGGCAGUGCUUGAAAACGCUUGUCGGCCACGACAACUGGAUCCGCGCCCUCGUCUUCCACCCCUCCGGCAAAUUCCUCCUCUCCGCUUCAGACGACAAGACAAUCCGAACAUGGGACCUCGCGACCGGCCGGUGUCUCAAGACGCUUGAGGCGCACUCGCACUUCGUCACGACGAUGGCGUGGGGUCGUGCGCCGGCGCCUGGUGCGAGUCAGCCUAAUGGGGCGGCUACGAACGGCACGAACGGAGCGCAUGCCGAGUCGGCGCAGCUCGUCAAUGUCGUCGCAACUGGUUCGGUCGAUCAGACCGUCAAAAUCUGGCUGCCAUGA
This is a messenger RNA of Rhodotorula toruloides NP11, 1335 nucleotides long. Its product is annotated as 1-alkyl-2-acetylglycerophosphocholine esterase. The transcript has 9 exons. The coding region runs from base 1 to 1335 and encodes 444 amino acids. Gene Ontology annotation, molecular function: protein binding. The record is from RefSeq and is a predicted model, not a curated record. NCBI's taxonomy places the organism in Eukaryota, Fungi, Basidiomycota, Microbotryomycetes, Sporidiobolales, Sporidiobolaceae.